CAUGUUGCAAAGUUACGCAGCAGUGGGAGAUCCCGCGGCAGUCGUCCCCCAGUCGCCUUCCAGUCAGGAGUUGGAUUAUAAGAACCACCUUCCACCUUCCUGAGUUAUCAUUCAUAUCGACUUACUAUUUACGAGAGAGUCUCGCGUCCCCGAUUCAUCGAGCUGUCAUUACACAUUGGAAAUAUAUCACCGGUGUCCUUGAAGAAUGAAAAUACAAUAACGAGAGAAGCAAGCGCGUGACGGGUGACUAGUGAAAGAAAAACAUGAACGAAACGAUUUAUUUCUCUGAUUACUAUUAAAAGAUCAGCAUAUCGCGACGUUCGAUAGCCUUUGCCUGAUUAGACAAGGAGACAGAAUAACGUUUAGCUUUGUAUAUUAAUCGUUAACGCUAGCAAGCAUAACCGCCUUCCCUGUCUUUUCUUUCCGUGACAGUGAAAGUACCGAGGAAGUAAGAGAAAAAGCCGGCCGCCUCCUUAACGAUACUCCUAUUUACGAAAGAACGAGUAAGAAGGGUAUCGUUGCAAGUCGCUGCGCUUUCGUCGAAUUUACGCCGAAGGAACGCAAUAACUACGAAAAACUGUGACAUAGUACGUGUCAUCAUUGCGUGCCGUAACGGUUGACAAGUGCAGGAGAACGCUAAUCAUCGAAUUCGUGACUGCAGAUCGGACCAUGAUGGGACUUGGAGGAGACCGGUUAUUGAGCAUUAUCAUACCGUUAGUUGUUCUUGGAGGGUGUGCCAGCAUUGAUAAAUUAAGGGUCAUAUAUUCCUGGAAGGCUCUGGAGUUCGCCUUCCCGAACGCAGCAGCGAGAAAACUUGCCAUACAAGAGGGUCGUUUUAUUCCUGGAGCGCCGAUACCGAUCGACGUGGAUUUUUAUCACAAAGCAAAACAAGGAUCUGUAGUCUUUAUCUCGAUACCAAGAUUUCAAAAUGGAGUACCUGUCACGCUUGGUUACGUCACGAAUAAUGUUUCCGCCGAUGGAAAUCCGAUAAUUGCACCUUACCCUAAUUGGGAAUUGAACAGAUUGGGAAAUUGCGAAGGGAUCAUCAGUGUGUACAGAAUGCAGGUGGACUCGUGCGAUAGAUUAUGGGUCCUCGACACCGGCAAGCUCGGUGAGCGGCAAAUCUGUCCUCCUAAACUGCUGUCAUUUUCGCUGCGGACGAACACAGUCUUGAAACAGUAUCCAUUCCCCAAGGAUCAGUACAAGGACGAUUCAUUGUUCGUCACACUUGCGGUCGAUGUUCGUUGCGGUGGAACCACGGACAAAUGUCACGAGACUUUCGUUUACAUUGCCGAUGUGACCGGAUUCGCCUUGCUCGUCUACGAUCAUCAAAACUACCGCUCCUGGAAAAUCAACAACAACCUGUUUUACCCUUAUCCAUCUUACGGAACGUUUCACAUCAGCGGGGACACGUUCGAUCUCAUGGAUGGCAUCAUAGGUCUCGCUUUAGGUCCCAUGAAGCAGGACGGUGAUAGGAUUUUGUACUUCCAUUCCUUAGCCAGCAGAGUCGAAAGUUGGGUGCCCACUUCCGUUAUCAGAAAUUAUACCCUCUUCCGAGAUAAUCCCGAUGCCGAGCCAAGGAUGUUCCGUCCGUUCGCUAUGGAAAGGUCAUCGCAGUCGGUCGCACAAGCUAUGGAUAAAGACGGAGUUCUUUACUUCGGUCUCUUGUCAGAUUUGGCAAUUGGAUGUUGGAACAGUAUAACUUAUCCCGAAUAUGGCGGUACUAACACUGGAAUAGCUGAUGUCAACCCUCAAACUCUACAGUUCCCAUCUGGAUUAAAGAUUACCAACGGGAAAACCGGCCGUCAAGAGAUAUGGAUCCUCACGUCGUCGUUCCAGAAGUACAUGACCGGAUCCAUGCAUCCGAACGAGACGAAUUUUUGGAUACAAGCCGCCUACACGAGCGAGUUGAUCCACGACACCAAAUGCGAUCCGAAUAAUGGAAAUAACUUCAACAUCUCGCACAAUCGCGGUUAUCUGCCGCUCCAGUUCGCCAAAUGAAGAUUGUGGUACCGCGAGGAGUUCGAUAAUUCACGCUUUCGGAUGUUUCCGCUCAUCUGGUGGCACAAAUAUCCGAAUUCCUUCGCGGAGCGCCGACCCCCGCUAUAUUUUUCAAAAUUCUUGGCUAGACCAUUCUUCUCUCCGUGGCUCAUGAGGUCAAUUUAUAAUCCCAGACCAGCCAAUUUCCAUACCUUCGUCAAUCACGAUUGAGGAACGCGCGAUGCUACAUGUACCUUGCCUCCAUUGAUGACAGCUGCAAAGGACAAAGAGUCCAGUUGAUGUUUCCAAGAUUUUGUUGAAUUUAUUUGCUUCUCUCUCUCUCUUUCUCUCUCUUUCUCUCUCUUUCUCUCUCUCUCUCUCUCUC
This is a messenger RNA of Harpegnathos saltator (Jerdon's jumping ant), 2365 nucleotides long. It is a transcript of the gene Y-e3, whose product is annotated as yellow-e3. Gene Ontology annotation, cellular component: extracellular region. The transcript is spliced from 6 exons. The record is from RefSeq and is a predicted model, not a curated record. NCBI's taxonomy places the organism in Eukaryota, Metazoa, Arthropoda, Insecta, Hymenoptera, Formicidae. The coding region runs from base 670 to 2001 and encodes 443 amino acids.